AGGUGCGCGCGCGGGGCCCACUCGACAUUGAUGGUGCGGUCGCCAUCGCUGAGGGAACGGCGGGGCGGGAACAUGGCCGUGGAAUCCAGAGUCACACAGGAGGAGAUCAAGAAAGAGCCGGAAAAGCCGGUAGAUCGAGAAAAAACCUGCCCUCUGUUGCUGAGAGUAUUCACAACUAAUAAUGGAAGACAUCACAGAAUGGAUGAUUUUGCUAGAGGGAAUGUCCCAUCCAGUGAGCUUCAGAUAUACACUUGGAUGGAUGCUACAUUGAAGGAGUUAACUAGUUUAGUAAAGGAAGUCUAUCCAGAAGCACGGAAGAAAGGAACACAUUUCAGCUUUGCAAUUGUGUAUCCAGAUCCUAAACGACCUGGUUACAGAGUAAAAGAAAUUGGUACCACUGUUUCAGGAAGGAAAGGACCAGAUGACUCUAUGACAUUACAAUCACAAAAAUUUCAGAUUGGGGACUACCUGGACAUUGCAAUAACACCGCCUAGUCGAGCGCCACCGCCUCCUGGCCGUAUGAGACCUUAUUAAUGUUCUUUUCCCAUCCCUUUUUGUUGGGGUGGGUGGGGGAAUAAGUGGACCUUUAUGGAAUAUUUGUUAGUGGCCCUGCUACAAUCUAACCACUACAUAAAGCAAAACCAAGUAUGUCAUAUUCCAAGUUCAUUGUAAACAAGAUGUAUUUUUGAAAAUUGACAGUGCAGAUUUGUAGCAUUUGUGUGUUCUAUCUUCAUAGUAAUGGAUUUUGAUUAGUCAUUUAUUUGGAAUUUAAUAAAGGUAUUCCUU
Molecule: messenger RNA, 786 nt
Organism: Pristis pectinata (smalltooth sawfish)
Lineage: Eukaryota; Metazoa; Chordata; Chondrichthyes; Rhinopristiformes; Pristidae
Gene: sap18
Product: Sin3A-associated protein
Exons: 4
Coding region: 31-534 (167 amino acids)
Biological process (GO): negative regulation of DNA-templated transcription
Cellular component (GO): nucleus
Molecular function (GO): transcription factor binding; transcription corepressor activity
Source: RefSeq, a predicted model, not a curated record